AUGCAGAGCGGGGCCUUCGACAAGGUCGUGGACGGCGGUGUGGACGAGUUAUCGGUCAGCUAUCUGAUGGAAUCGCUAACAAUGGCGAUGAUCCAGAUGUUGUGCAGGACUCACAAGACGGCGACGGCGUGGCGGUCGGUGCAGUUGAUGGAGCUGCGAGAGGUGGAUAUGGUCGCGGCACGUUGGGUGCAGCAAUUCAUCGUGGGCGAGGGAGAGGAAGCGUCAUACGGCAUCGACUCCCUGGCGAGGGCACCAAGGAUGCGGCCCACCUCGUGGUUAGCGAUUUGCUCGGCGGUGGCGCUGGCGUCUGCUCCCACGGAAGCGGCCAACAUCCUGGCUGCUACAUCCGUCCCCGGCCGCAGCCACUUCAUCAUGUUUCGCCGCCUCUUCAAGGCGCUGGCCUCCAGAGGCCACAACGUCACUGUCGUCGGCCAUUACCCCGUGGACUCUCCGAUGGAGAACUACACCGACAUAAGCUUCAAAGGAGACGUCCCAGAAGCUGACAGUAAUAUGCCCUCGGCCGUCAUCAACCUGCUGCGGAUGCCGUUCGCGGGGCCCGUCUUCCUGAAGAACAUCAACCGGCAGCUGUGCGCGAAGGUGUACGACCUGCCGCAGAUGCGGCGGCUCGCCAGCUCCGGGUCGCGGUUCGACCUCGUCAUCUCCGAGGACUUCGUCCACGACUGCAUGGCGGCGCUGGCGCAUAAGUUCCGCGCGCCGCUGGUCGCCAUCAGUUCCAGCAUGGCCCUCAACGGCGCGCACGACAGGGUGGGUAACCCCGACCACCCCGCCUACACGGAGCAGUGCCUGGUGCCCCUGAAGGCGCCGUUUAGCUUCUGGGAGCGUGUGUACAGUACGGUGAUGCACGUCUACGUGAGAGCCGUCGACUGGCUGAUGUCGGGCGGUUACGUCGACCAGAAGCUGCGCGAGGUGCUGGGAGCGGACACGCCGCCGCUGGAGCAGAUCAUCCGCAACACCAGCCUGGUGCUGAUCAACAGCCACUGGAGCGUCGACCAGCCCGUCCCCAGCGUGCCGGCGUUCGUCGAGGUCGGCGGGCUGCACGUCGAGGACCCCAAGCCCCUGCCGAAGGAUCUGCAGAGUUUUCUAGAUAAUAGUCCUCAGGGAGUGAUCUACUUCAGCUUCGGUUCCCUGGUGCAGCCUGACGAUUUGCCAGAGGAGAAGUUUAAAGCAAUUCUGGACGCUUUGGCGUCGGUGCCUCAGAAUGUCCUCUGGAAGGUCGACCCGGCUGCCCUGCCACACCUGCCACGCAACGUGCGAGCUCAGAAGUGGAUGCCUCAGAACGACGUCCUCUAUCACCCGAACGUGCGCGUGUUUAUAACGCACGGCGGACUGCUGGGGACGCAGGAGGGCAUAAUGGCGGGCGUGCCGCUGCUCGUCGUUCCGUUGUUUUCCGACCAAGAGCUGAACGGAGUGAGGGUGGCCGCUGCGGGCAACGGCGUCCGCGUCCGCUACGAGGACCUCACGUUCCAGGCGCUGCGGAGCGCCAUCGAUACGCUGGUCAACGAUACCAGGUACAGCGAGCGGGCGAAGCAGCUGUCUUCGCUGUACAGGGACCGCCCUCGGCCGCCGCUGGAGGAGGCUGUGUACUGGGUGGAGUACGUGCUACGUCACAAGGGAGCCCCGCAUCUCCGCUCCGCGGUGCUCGAUCUCGCCUGGUACCAGUACCUGCUCCUAGAUGUCGCGGCCUUCGUCGUAGCAGCGGCAUCUCUCCCACUACUGGCGCUGUACUUUAUCGUCCGGAACGUGGUCCGAUCACACAAGAACGAUAAUAAAGUGAAGAAGCAGUGAAUGCACGCUCAGGGAUCGCAGUCGUCAACAUUUCUGCGUUUGUGACAGUCGAAGGAUUAUUGACGAGUUUGAGAAUGCCAGUAAACUUUGGAAACGGGAGCAUUCUUUGCGUGAAAAUGUACACCCAUGACAUGCAUACGAGUUAGUAGAGGCGUCGGCUACCGCUUUUCAUUGUGUCGGAGAGAAACUACCA
This is a messenger RNA of Schistocerca americana (American grasshopper), 1999 nucleotides long. Its product is annotated as UDP-glucosyltransferase 2-like. NCBI's taxonomy places the organism in Eukaryota, Metazoa, Arthropoda, Insecta, Orthoptera, Acrididae. The coding region runs from base 1 to 1806 and encodes 601 amino acids. The record is from RefSeq and is a predicted model, not a curated record. The transcript is spliced from 8 exons. Gene Ontology annotation, molecular function: UDP-glycosyltransferase activity.